ACAUUUUGACACUCAAUCAAGUAUCGGCAUAUUCAUUUCCCUUUUGGUCUAUAUAAUCUUCUUUUUUUCGAAACAUUUUUUUGAAAUGUCACAACCGAGCCUCACCAUUUCACGCGCUCCUGUUUCUAUUCGAAGGAUGGGCCAGAUUCUACGCGAUCCUGUCAUCUUUACCAGUAUUGCUGCUGUUACAGCUAUUGUCGGGUUUGGAACUUGGUAUUAUUACUCGAAUGCAGCUCCCACCCGUGUUCUCGAUCAGCAUGCUGCGAAACCCUUUAAAUUGGUAGCCAAAACAGCUAUUAGUCAUAACACGAACAUCUAUCGCUUCGCACUUCCCCAUAAAGACGACGUAUUGGGAUUACCCAUUGGUCAACAUGUAACGUUAAUAGCUAAUAUAAAUGGAAAAGAAGUUUCAAGAAGCUAUACACCUAUUACCAGCGAUGAAGAUGCUGGAUUUUUUGAGUUGAUUAUCAAGACUUAUCCUGAUGGUGUCUUAACACAACACUUGGCUCAUAUGGAAGUUGGAAAUUAUAUUGGUGUACGUGGACCUAAAGGCUCAUUUAUAUACACACCCAAUAUGGUUCGAGAAAUCGGGAUGAUUGCAGGUGGUACAGGUAUCACUCCAAUGUUGCAGAUUAUACGAGCAAUUUUACGUAACCCCAAUGAUAAAACCAAGGUUAAAUUGAUUUUCGGUAAUGUUAGCAAAGGGGACAUUUUACUAGAAAACGAAUUAGAGCAACUGGCAUCUAAACGUCCGGAUCAGUUCGAAGUAUAUCAUGUUUUAAAUCAUCCCCCUGAUGGAUUAUGGACGCAAGGCGUUGGGUAUAUCAACAAACAAAUUUUGGAAGAGCGAUUACCCAAGCUUGGAAAUGAUGUGAAAAUUCUCGUUUGUGGCCCUCCUCCCUUGGUGAAGGCAAUGACAACUAUCACAACGGAUUUAGGCUAUGAAGCUCCCAGAGCAGUAAGCAAACUCACGGAUCAAGUAUUUAAAUUUUAAGUACGCUCCACUAUUCAUAUCUUACCUGUACUGGUUGUAAUAAAGCAGACCAAUUUUUAUAUUAUAUGAACACAA
Mucor mucedo is the source of this 1069-nucleotide messenger RNA. RefSeq lists its product as uncharacterized. Lineage: Eukaryota; Fungi; Mucoromycota; Mucoromycetes; Mucorales; Mucoraceae. The transcript is spliced from 7 exons. The record is from RefSeq and is a predicted model, not a curated record. Gene Ontology annotation, molecular function: oxidoreductase activity. The coding region runs from base 86 to 994 and encodes 302 amino acids.